CAACACAGAGCAGAGCAGAGCAGAUCGAGCGCCUCCAUUGCAGCAGGAAUGGACUUCGGUACUGAUGAGCGCCAACACGGCCAUGGCGACGGCGGCGACGCGGCGGAGUGGAAGAAGGUGGCGGAGCUGAGGGCCGUCGCCGAGGCCCAGGACCCCGCUGCCAAGGAGGAGGACGAUUUCGUGCUGCGCCGGUUCCUGUGUGCUCGGGACUACAACAUUGGCAAGGCGUCGACGAUGCUCCUCCAGUACCUCGCCUGGAAGCGCGUCACCAAGCCCCAUGGCUCCAUCUCCGGCGAGGAGGUGCGCGACGAGAUCGCAAAGAAGAGGGUCGACAUGCAGGGCUUCGAUCGUCUUGGUCGCCCCAUGGCGUAUAUCUAUGGCGCACGCCACUUUCCCGCCCGGCGAGACCUUGACGGAUUCAAGCGCUAUGUAGCCUAUGUCCUCGACAAAAUAUGCACCAGGUUGCCGGUGGGGCAGGAGAAGUUUGCGGCAGUGAUAGACUUGAGAGGGUGGGGGUAUGCAAACUGCGACAUCCGAGGCUAUGCGGCAGCGCUCGACAUCAUGCAGAGCUAUUACCCUGAGCGAUUGGGGCGUGUGUUCCUGAUCCAUGUGCCCUACAUGUUCAUGGCCGCAUGGAAGAUGGUUUACCCCUUCAUCGAUGACAAGACAAAGAAGAAGUUUGUGUUUGUCGCUGAUAGGGACCUCGAUGCCACUCUUCGGGACGCCAUUGACGACUCCCAACUACCUGAGGAAUAUGGCGGCAAGCUCAAGCUAUAGGGCCACAGUAGUUCAAUGUCGUGCAAGUCCAUCUGACUAUCGAACAAUUAACAUAUGCAAUUAAGGGUGCCCCGAAAUAGCCAUCGAUGGAGCCUAGAUGAGAGAAGCGACGAUCCGUUCAAUGGCAGGAGAUCGACUCACCGUAGACCACCCCCACUGACGUGUGCCCCUUUAUGUAUGUUUAGCUAUGAGUGAAUCCUACAUAAAUAAUUCAGAUGAAUUUGAUAUGGGAA
Triticum urartu is the source of this 1010-nucleotide messenger RNA. RefSeq lists its product as uncharacterized. The record is from RefSeq and is a predicted model, not a curated record. NCBI's taxonomy places the organism in Eukaryota, Viridiplantae, Streptophyta, Magnoliopsida, Poales, Poaceae.